Molecule: messenger RNA, 507 nt
Organism: Lodderomyces elongisporus
Lineage: Eukaryota; Fungi; Ascomycota; Pichiomycetes; Serinales; Debaryomycetaceae
Exons: 2
Coding region: 1-507 (168 amino acids)
Source: RefSeq, a predicted model, not a curated record
AUGGCCGGCACACACUAUGCCAAAUAUGAUUUCUAUAAUUUCUAUAAUUUCUAUAAUUUCUAUAAUUUCUAUGAUUUCUAUGAUUUCUAUAAUUUCUAUAAUUUCUAUAAUUUCUAUAAUUUCUAUAAUUUCUAUGAUUUCUAUAAUUUCUAUAAUUUCUAUAAUUUCUAUAAUUUCUAUAAUUUCUAUAAUUUCUAUAAUUUCUAUAAUUUCUAUAAUUUCUAUGACUUCUAUGAUUUCUAUGACUUCUAUGAUUUCUAUGAUUUCUAUGAUUUCUAUGAUUUCUAUGAUUUCUAUGAUUUCUAUGAUUUCUAUGAUUUCUAUGAUUUCUAUGAUUUCUAUGAUUUCUAUGAUUUCUAUGAUUUCUAUGAUUUCUAUGAUUUCUAUGAUUUCUAUGAUUUCUAUGAUUUCUAUGAUUUCUAUGAUUUCUAUGAUUUCUAUGAUUUCUAUGAUUUCUAUGAUUUCUAUGAUUUCUAUGAUUUCUAUGAUUUCUAUGAUGAAUAUUAA